GCAGACGCGCGCCGGGGCAGUGGGGGCGCCGCGGGAGAGGGCUGGGGUCCCGGAGAGGCGCCGCCGCCUCCGCUGCCCGCCCCGCCCGCGGUGCCAAGCUAGAUACACUGUCCCGAGCUUUCCUCCGGGCAGGCAGAGGGAAGCCGGCUGGGAAUGAGGAGUGGAGGAGGCAGGAACGCCUGGGACGCUCGCGGGGCAUGGGACACUCAGCGCGGCGCCCGUAAGCACGCGCCUGAGUCGGCUUUCUGCACUUGUGCCUUGGGAGAGAGCUCUGGGGCCCUGAGGGCCUCGUGUCGUCCAGCGUGCCUGAGUUGGCCGGCUCCAUGUGAAAAGAAGGUGUGAAAGGUUCUGGAGUGUUUCCUUUUCACCAGCGGUAUGUGCAGUGUGCACAUGUGUGAAUUGGCUGGCAAGUCUGAAAGGGAGGCGGCCCAGUUGGCCUGGGCGGGACAGCAUCUUAACUUGAGUCUCAGCUGCUGUGUGUGCAAGAGGAGCCCAGCAGCCAUGGCCCACUUUAAGACUGAGCAGGAUGACUGGCUGAUCGUCUACCUGAAGUAUUUACUCUUUGUCUUCAACUUCUUCUUCUGGGUCGGGGGAGCAGCUGUCCUGGCCGUGGGCGUCUGGACCCUGGUGGAGAAGAGUGGCUACCUCAGCGUACUGGCCUCUAGCACCUUUGCUGCCUCUGCCUACAUCCUCAUCUUCGCGGGUGCACUUGUCAUGGCCACCGGCUUCCUCGGCUUCAGUGCCAUCCUCCAGGAGCAGAAGGGCUGCCUCUCCACGUAUUUCUGCCUGUUGCUCGUCAUCUUCCUGGUUGAGCUGGUGGCAGCAGUCUUAGCCCAUGUGUAUUACCAGAGGCUGAGUGAUGAACUAAAGCAGCACUUGAACCGGACUCUGACCAAGAACUACGGGCAGCUGGGAGCCACGCAGAUCACCGCCUCAGUAGACCGGCUCCAGCAGGAUUUCAAGUGCUGCGGAAGCAACAGCUCAGCCGAUUGGCAGCGCAGCACGUACAUCCUGUCGCAGGAGGCCGAGGGCCGCCGGGUGCCUGACAGCUGCUGCAAGACAGUGGUGGUGCUCUGCGGCCGGCGGGCCCACCCCUCCAACAUCUAUAAGGUGGAGGGAGGCUGCCUCACCAAGCUGGAGCAGUUCCUGGCCGACCACCUGCUGCUCAUGGGGGCGGUGGGCAUCGGGGUGGCCUGCCUGCAGGCUGAAUCCCAGUCAGUCUCUCCCCCAGAGAACAUGAAGGAAGAUACCUGGGGACAACAUGAACUUAUCAGGAACAGGGACCUGGGAGAAGUGUGAGUGUGGGCUCAGGCAUGUGCACGCACCCCGUGUGCACACAGGGAUCUGCGGGAUGGUUCUCACCUGCUGCUUGCACCAGAGGCUCCAGCGGCAUUUUUACUGAUGGUCAACCACCUCCUCUUCCAACUGCCCUGCAGGAGGACAGGUGGCCACAUGCCAUCCACAAGGCCUACAGAGUUAGCACCAGCUCCACUAGGGCCAUAGAUGCCCCCUCCUUUGUGCCCAGCAUCUGCAAAUACACCAAGUGCCUGAGACCAUAGCUUCUACUGUGCCCACCCAGGCAGGGACCCUCGGACCCCCUCCUCCACUUCUGAGCUUCCAUGGCCAGAUCCUGGGCAGGGAAAUGAUCCUUUCAGGAGACAGCCAGAGCUCCGCACCAGGCACAGGGACACCUGUGGACUAGGGGAGGUUGACAUUUAGGCUCUUUGCUCCCUCCCAGCUCUUGAACCUGGAACAAUGGGCAGAUAACCCAGGUCCCCUGGGUUUUCAGCACAGGAUUCCCCCACCCAUGCUCAAAAGCCCUGACCUUUUGCAUAGUGUGGGGCGGGGAGAGCUGGCAUUUUCCCCAGAAGACCUUGCUCUUUGACCUGCCCAAUGUCCACACUGCCUCACCUGGAAAGCCACGUCCUGCUGGCCUCACUCCUUCCUGCAGGACCUGGGCAGGGCAGCCACAGGCUGGGUGGAGCUGCCCUGGCAGGGAGCAGGGAGCAGGGGGAACAGGGGGUAAGCACAUGCUGCACUGGGAGCAGAGCCCUGUGCCUGCCUAGCAACCUUCCAGGGAGAAACCCCCUGGGGAGACCCUGGCCUCUAGGGACAUGCUCCCCAGAGGGAUCUCCUGUUCCGGGGCCUGAUUCUCAGGAACAUCAGGUUUUUAAACCAUCUUCAGCGCCUAAUGCUGGUGGGUGUCAAGCAUUUCCUGGAGUGGACCAACUCACAACCCUUCAAAGUCAGAGCCACUGAGAAAGGGCAGCUCUGAGUAGAGGGGAUCUGCCUGAGCCUCACUUUUCCUAGGGCCUCUCCUUGACCCCGUGGCCACCAGCGCUCUGCUUCCCCUCCCUCCCGUCCUAGAGUGAACAGAGCUUUUGCCUCGGGUUCUCUCUUGCAUCACUAAAUUCAGCAGGGAAUUUUUCAGUAAGAACGUUCCCCAGUGCUAAGGGAGAACAGAAAGCAAACCCUAGAAAUUACAGAGUAUCUAUGCUGGCAAUUUUCCAGAGAACAGGUAUCAACUUGUACAACACCCAUAGGGACCCCCCAAAAAUGGCUGUUACAACGGGGCAGCCCAUUACACUAAAAUCCCUCGCCUGGCUUCCACCCUCCCCAGGUUCUGCACUUCUCCCCCAGGGCAGGACCCUCUUUUGUGCCCCCUACGAAGGGGGCCACCUUGAUGUGCUACCACUGAGGCAGAGACAGGCCCCAGCUCGUCUCCCCACUUGAUCCAACUUGCACCAUGAUGAGCACGUUGCUAACCCAGGCCAGUCCUGGGGGAGGGGUGCUCUGUCUUUCAUGCAUAGGAGUGGCCUCCAGUGCUGACCCCAACAGGGCCCUGAACUGUCCAGAUACUGCAUCCUCAGCACAAGAAGUACCCACAUGGACAGAGGGAAGCCCAGCUGCGGGGCCAGUUGCCUCCUCUCCUCUGGGUAUUCUCCAGUGGCUUCUUGGAGGCUAGGCUGGUUUAUCUCCCCUGCCUAAAAGACCCUGGAGUUGCUGAUGCAAAUUCGUUAAAAGCAAGACCAGAUAUCCCAGACUGCAGGAGGCCAAGAGAAACUGUGGCCGCCCUCCCACCUCCUGGGACUCACGCAGGAAAUCAAAAAUGAACUGUGACUCCCAAGCUCUCUGAAGGGCUAGAUCACAACAGAUAAGUAAUAACAGAUAAGAGGGAGAAUGGAGAGAGAAAGAGGGUACUGGGCUAGAGCCAUGUUCUUCCUGACGGGGCGUUGGGGGAAGCAGCAAUGGGCAGGGGGUGCUGGGGCCUUAUCUGUCUGCCCUGGUGGGGAAGAGAGACAGGUGGCAGGCAAGUGUCCUGUGCACAGCCUUGUCACUGCGGGCAGGCCCAGGAGAGCUGCCCCAUCUGCCCCAGCCCCAUGUGAUGGUUGGGCCGGCCUGACUGGAGAGGGAUUAGCUGCUUCCUGCCUUGUGUGUCGUCCAGCCAGACUGCCACUUGGAGGAUGGCUGGUCCAAGCUGCAGACAGUGGCAGAACCACCCAGGGCUUCUUGGAAAUCUGACCACCUCAUCCAUGCCAACAGCCUGGGAGAUGAGACAAGGUUAGAGGAAAUGGAGGCCCAGGAUAAGGCAGGUUCUGCCUGGGAGUGCACAGCAGCUGGAGUCCGGAGUCAAGGAUGUGGUCCCCAGCAGGGCAUGCCCCUCCUGCUGACGAGGGCACAGAUCCAGGCCCAGGUCAGUUCCUCCCACGCCUCUGCUUGGAGGCUGGCAGUCUUGAGAGAGAGAAGACAUGCCUGUGGAACACCACCAUCAAUCCUGUGCAGGCGAAAGGCCCCUGCACACCGGGGCCCCAGGAAAGCAGCAUCAGGUGCUGGGAUGCCACCCAGCUGGCACGAGCAUGUCCUUGCCCUGCACACACCAUGCUGCCCUUUCCUAAGCUCGCAGGGGCAGACACCAAGAGAGAAGGGCACGUCAGCAGGUCCCCCCGGGUGACCUGCAUCAGGACAGGAGGCAGGAAGGAAAGGUGGCCUUGGCUGAGGGGAUGGAAUGUGUGUGCCCAUUCUUCUCUUUCUCCCUCCUGCUUCCCCAGCACUCUAACCCCAUCUCCAGGAGCCCCUCAGGCAGAUAAGUAGGGAGUGUGUCCGGGGAUUUUUUGUGUUUAUCAAGGGCCUGCUGUGCACUUAGAAUCUGUCACCAUAAAUACUUAUCUUGCAGUUACCCCAGUAAGAGGGUUACUUCUCACAUUUUAUAAAUGAGGAAAUUAAGGCUGGGCAAAGUUAAGACUUGCUUGUCAAUGGUAAUGGCUGUUGUCUUGCCACCGCAAGCCAGGGAGAAGGAAGGAAAGCUGGGCCAGGAGCCCCUCUCCUCAGUAUCCCCCAGUUUUCCAUCUCUGUAAUGAGCCAUUGGGCUGUCAUUAAGGAACAAAGUGUCACUCAGGGGGCACUGUCACAUAGCAGCCACCACCAUACCACCUUCACAUGUGCCGAGGGUUCAGAAGCCUGGCUCAUUCAGGCUGACAGCUGUGCCCCCAGGUGCAGGGGCUCAGGCAGCAGGCAGGAGCCCAAGGGGCCAAGGCCCAUGACAGCCACCCAGCCCAUCACCCCAGGUGCCAACAAUGACCCCAAAGUGAGAGCAGGAACUGUCCCUCAGCCCUCAGAGCAUUUGUGCAGGGUGUGGAAUCUCAUGUCCACAUGGAGAUCUCCUCUCAGGCCACACCCACUCCCAGGGCAGGAAGGGGCAUGCUGGGGGUGUGUUGACCACCUUCCCUUCAGGUGAGGCCAUUCUCUGCCUUGUUUCUAACCCCUGCACGGAGCACCUGCUGUUGCUGGGGCUCUGGGGUGUACCCUGUGUGAUUUCUUUCGGGGAGCUUGUGCUGUGCACAGCCAGAGGGCCCAGCAUGGCCCUGUAGGGUGUGGGGGGUAUAUGGGAGGUCACUGUGAUGUGACUUGGGGCCGUCCUGCCCUGAAGCCAGCUUUGGUUUCAGAAUCUGCUAUUUGGGCCCCGCUUCAGGGUCUUGAGGCUGGAGACGUGAGUUGUAACAGCCAUUGUCAUCACCACCCACCCUGCCACCACCUAGAAAACAUUCUUGAUGUACUGGCCACUCUGGGCCUGAGUCUUUUGCAUGGCUGCUGUGCUGGGCUCACAUCUGCUGAGGGUAUAGUGACCAAGCAUCUAAACCAGUCGUUCUCAAACUUGGCUGAGCAUCAGAAUCACCUGGAAGGGCUUUUCCAAACAGAUCGCUGGCCCUACCCCAGAGUUUCUCAUCAGGAGGGGCAGGGCCAACAUUUGCAUUUCUAACAAGUUCCCUGGAGCUGCAGCUGCUGGCCCUGGAACCACACUUUGAGAACCACUGCUUUAGACCAAACCCCAAAGGAAGAUGCGCCACCCUCCUUUGUAUGUCACAGCGCUCAGGGUUCACAAGUCCCUCAGGUUCUCCAGCUGAGCUCCACCUGCAGCAGCUGAGAUUCCCAACUCACUCCACCCCAUGAUCAGCUCACCGCCUACCAGGAAAGCCUCUCUGCAACGCAUCUGUUCAGGGCCUGCUCUUCCUAGAGGACUCUCAGAUGGUCUGUGAUCUUGGUCAGGAGACCAGUAGCCUGGGUCCCUUACUGGAAGGGGACAAGUUACACACCCCAGCCCAGUUUUCCCACCACCUUCUACGUGCCUUGGGAGAACCUGCUGCAUUUUGGCUACUCCCUUCCCCUAUUUCAGCCGUGCCCAGCCCUGCUUAGAAACCUGAGGCCUGCUCCCCAUGCCCUGCCCUGUGCAAGUGCCAGGCCUCGUUCCAGGUAGCCUGAUGUUGGUGAAGCCAGAUAGGCUCCUGGAACCAGCUGGCUGGUGGACGUGGAUCAUCACAGUAUUCUAGAAACAGAGACGAUGCCUACAGAGACCUAGUGCCUACAGAGAAAUUAUUCUCCUUGUAAACAUACCCCUGUCCUUAGCUGAUCUCGGUGGGAGCCCAGCUUCAUGUGCUAGGGGGCAUGAUAAUGAUAAUAAAGGAAUUGUAUCUAGCACUA
Molecule: messenger RNA, 5976 nt
Organism: Callithrix jacchus (white-tufted-ear marmoset)
Lineage: Eukaryota; Metazoa; Chordata; Mammalia; Primates; Cebidae
Gene: TSPAN11
Product: tetraspanin 11
Cellular component (GO): plasma membrane
Source: RefSeq, a predicted model, not a curated record